AGAAAAGCAUUAAUUAAAAAAGAAGUUUGAAUAAUAGAGAGCGGAUAAAGAUAAAGGCAGAGGGAAAACUGGAAAAAGAAAAGCGAAAGGGUAGAGGGAGAGGGAGCACGUCAGGGGCACACGGCCCCACCUUCUUUAAGACACGUCCGUCCCCGAGAAAUUCCCUCCUAAAGUCGCACGCCUCUUCUCCCCCACCCUCUCUCUCUCUCUCUCUCGCUGUAAAUCAGAAGUCGCCUUUACACAUCAAAUCUCCAUUACCCACCUCUGCAGUUAUGGCCUUCGUCGCUCUGUUUUCCCACCAACACCCCCUCUUCUUCCUCCACCACUACCUCACCUCCUAUCUCUCUGUUUCUCUCCUUUUUCGGGCAAGAAUCUCUCUGUCAAUAUCGCAAACCACCUAAAAUCGAAUUCGCAGGCAGAUGGGUUAUCUCUCUUGCAAUGCAGAGGCUGCUAUUGCCACCUGCGAUCCCUACAACUGGGACCGGAAAAAGAAACAAAAAAAUCGAAAUAGAGCAGCUGACAAACCUUUCGAGAUCAGGGAGUUCUCCACUGCCGAGCUCGAAUCCGCCUCCAACGGUUUCUCCGCGGAGAGCUUCCUCGGUAAAGGCAGUCACGGCAGAGUGUACAGAGCCGUUCUCGACGGCGGACGCCUCGUCGCCGCCGUCAAAAGGACCACCCGAUCCAAACCCCACAAAAGCAAUCAGAAUAUCCACAAUCCGGCGGAGAACGAGAUCGAGAUCCUCUCGAGGGUUCGGAAUCCGAGACUGGUUAAUCUGCUUGGGUUCGGCGUCGAUUCGGAGGAGAAGCUGAUCGUGGUCGAGUUCAUGCCGAACGGGUCUCUCUACGAUCAGGUUCACCGUGCUUCUAGGCCGCCCGGGUGGACCCGGCGGGUCCGGUUCGCGCUGCAGAUAGCGAAAGCCGUGGAGUCGCUUCACUCGGCGAACCCGCCGGUCAUUCACAGAGACAUCAAGUCGUCGAACAUCUUGCUCGACGAACACUGGAACGCGAAGCUCGGUGACUUCGGGCUAGCCCUGAGGGGACACGUGGAGGACGUGCGGGUCAGGUGCACGCCACCCGCGGGAACGUUAGGGUACCUCGACCCGAGCUAUCUUGCGCCGGGGGAUCUCAGUACCAAGAGCGACGUUUUCAGUUUCGGGAUCUUGCUUCUAGAGGUGGUCAGCGGCCGGAACGCCAUCGACCUGAACUACAGCCCGCCGUCACUGGUGGACUGGGCGGCGCCGCUGAUCAAGCGCGGCGAGUUCGCCGCGAUUUGCGACCCUCACGUCGGUCCGCCGGCGGACCCGGGCGUGAUCCAGCAGCUGGCUUUGCUGGCGUCCCGGUGCGUCCGAUCAACUGCGGACAAGCGGCCGUCGAUGGCGGAGGUGGCGGAGUGCCUCAGAAUCAUCGAUAAGAGGGUGCGAGCGCCGGUUUGGAACAGUGUGAGGCGGCGGGUGGAGCGCGUGAGAAAUGCGUCGCCGGUGAUUACGCGGGAGGUUCUCGAUGGGAGUGAAGUAGUGGUGAAGGCCUCGAAAAUUGGAGGCAGGAGGAGCAGGAAGGUAUCCAGUGUUCCAAUCCUAGAAUAUGGUAAGGGCGAACGGGUUUGUUUGGGCGGUGAUCGGGUGGGUCGGUCGAGAUCAAUCGGGUACGCAGGCGAGACUAAAGUCGGGUCGGGUAUAAAUUUAAAUGAGUGUGGGAAUGGGGGACCGUCGAGUGGGGUGACGGUGAAGUUGCCAGUGGUCAGGCUGAGGAAAUCGAGAUCGAUGGGUGCGUUGGAAAGGCCACGAAUGGUGACCUGUAACAAUGAUAAGGUUGUGAUUCGGGUCGUGAAAGGCCCACGUCUUGAGGAACUCGACGGGCGCAAAUUGUUGGCGAGUGUCAAGAGAGCGCCCAAGAAGGAGGCGCAUGAGGGAGAGGGAGAGGGAGAGGGAGAUUUGAUGGGAAUUGAAUGGAGAAGAUGAGGGUAAUUCUAUGUUGUAGCAUUAUAUAUUUAUUCAUUUUAGGGAAAAAAAAAAUGCACUUUUAUGAUGUAGCAUCCCAUGGAGUGGUGAGUGUUUUAUAAAAACAUUAAUAUCUAAAUGAAAUAAAUUCAAUUGUAUCACAGUAGGUGGAAUAGAUAUAUAGAUUUACAUCCAGUUGGCUUUCA
Messenger RNA from Malania oleifera, 2143 nucleotides. Its product is annotated as serine/threonine-protein kinase-like protein At3g51990. Gene Ontology annotation, molecular function: protein kinase activity; ATP binding. Gene Ontology annotation, cellular component: plasma membrane. Bases 420 to 1958 code for a protein of 512 amino acids. Gene Ontology annotation, biological process: protein phosphorylation. The record is from RefSeq and is a predicted model, not a curated record. Lineage: Eukaryota; Viridiplantae; Streptophyta; Magnoliopsida; Santalales; Ximeniaceae. The transcript has a single exon.